AGGGUGACUAGUUUCCGGCCGGUUGGUACUGCGCCGGCUACUCGGAGACGUGUAACUGACGGUGGGCCGCAGCCAUGGCCGAGAGGAAACCUAACGGUGGCAGCGGCGGCGGCGCCACCUCCUCGUCGGGCACUAACUUGCUCUUCUCCUCGGCUACAGAGUUCAACUUCAACGUGCCCUUCAUCCCGGUCACCCAGGCCGCGGCCGCUCCGGCCUCGCUGCUCUUGCCCGGAGAGGAUUCCACGGACGUCGGUGAGGAGGACAGCUUCCUUGGCCAGACUUCUGUGCACACAUCUCCCCCGCAGGCAUUCAGUUACUUCUCUCAGGUGUCGAGCAGCAGUGAUCCCUUUGGGAACAUCGGACAGUCCCCGCUGACCACGGCCGCCGCGCCCUCGGGGCUCUCGGCCUUCUCCAAGCCCCCAGCCUCGCUCCCCUUCCCACCUGGAGCCCAGGACGUCCUGAACGCGUUUCCACCCUCUGCUUCCAAGGCUCAGUACGGUGCUCCGCCCCCCUCUCAGAUGGCAAUGAAUGCUUACCUGCCUUCUCAGCCCAGCACUCUGCCUCCUUGCACUUUUGGGAGCCCCCCACAGGGGACCCCUCCACAGGGGUACAACCCUUACCGCCACACCCCACUCAGCAGCCGGGCCAACCCUUACAUCACGCCGCCGCAGCUGCAGCAGGGCCCGCCGGUGGCCGCCGCCACGCCGCCGGUGCAGUACCCGGGGCCUCCGGAGUCCUUACCGCCCCCGCAGGUGCCUCCCAUGGUGUCACCAGCACAGCCGCCGCAGCAGGUGCAUGCUAGGCCUGCAGGUCCUCCUGCGCCGGGGCCGCCGCCACCUCUUAUGCUUCAGAACCAGUAUGAGCCUGUGCAGCCCCACUGGUUCUACUGCAAGGAGGUGGAAUACAAACAGCUGUGGAUGCCUUUCAGUGUGUUGGACUCGAUGAACCUUGAGGACAUCUACAAUUCAGUUCAGCCGGAUCCCGAAAGCGUGGUCCUGGGCACAGACGGCGGGCGCUAUGAUGUUUACCUCUAUGACCGCGUGCGGAAAGCUGUGUACUGGGAGGAGGAGCCGGCUGAAGUGCGGCGCUGCACUUGGUUUUACAAGGGUGACACUGAUAGCAGAUUCAUUCCUUACACUGAGGACUUCAGUGAGAAACUAGAGGCUGAAUAUAAAAAAGCUGUAACCACAAAUCAGUGGCAUCGCAGGUUGGAGUUUCCAGGUGGGGAGACCAUUGUUAUGCACAACCCUAAGGUUAUUGUUCAGUUCCAGCCGUCCUCAGUACCUGAUGAGUGGGGGACCACACAAGAUGGACAGACGAGGCCCAGGGUUGUGAAACGUGGCAUUGAUGAUAACCUUGAUGAAGUUCCUGAUGGGGAGCUGCCUCAGGUUGACCAUUUGGUGUUCGUGGUGCAUGGUAUCGGGCCAGUGUGUGACUUGCGUUUUAGAAGCAUUAUUGAGUGUGUGGAUGAUUUCAGGGUGGUUUCUCUCAAGCUGCUGCAGACACAUUUCAAGAAAGCUGUAGAUGAAGGGAGAGUGAGCCGAGUGGAGUUCCUUCCUGUUCCCUGGCACAGCUCCUUGGGCGGGGAUGCCACAGGGGUUGACAGGAAUAUUAAAAAAAUCACUUUACCAAGUAUUGGUCGAUUUCGUCAUUUUACCAAUGAAACGUUGCUGGAUAUUCUGUUUUACAACAGUCCUGCCUACUGUCAGCUCAUUGUGGAGAAGGUGGGAAUGGAGAUAAACCGUCUCCAUGCUCUCUUUAUGAGUCGGAACCCAGACUUCAAAGGAGGGGUCUCUGUUGCUGGUCACAGCUUAGGUUCUUUAAUAUUGUUUGACAUCCUGUCCAAUCAAAAAGAUUUGCAGUCCUCAAAGUCUCCUGGGCCUCUGACUGUUGCUAAUGGAGUUGUGAAGCAGCCACCUUUUCAGGAAAAGCAGAUGACCGAAGAACCAAAACCAACCUCGGAAGAGUCAUGUGAUCUUGACGUUGACAAUGAAGCUGUCCAGACUUUGCAGGAGACCCUGGAAGCUCUUAGCCUCUCUGAAUAUGUUAGCACUUUUGAAAAGGAGAAGAUUGACAUGGAGUCUCUGCUUAUGUGUACAGUGGAUGACCUGAAGGAGAUGGGGAUACCACUCGGGCCCAGGAAGAAGAUCGCCAACUUUGUAAAACAUAAAGCAGCUAAAAUGGAGCAGAAGAGGGCAGCGCUAGAGAAGAAGGCACAGCUGACUGCCUCGCCCAAAGGCCAAGAGGAGAGUGCUCAGAGGGCUCAAGCCAGGGCGCCCCUGCGCUCAGAGGGUCCCGAGGCCCGGAGGAAGCUGGUACUGGGCGCUCACGUCUCGUCCGUGCAUGUUGGGUACGAGGCCUUUGAGGUGGGCACUGGCCAGGUUUCUGUUGUGUAUAACUCACUGGACUUUGAGCCUGAGCUGUUCUUUGCUUUGGGCUCUCCGAUUGGCAUGUUUCUCACCAUUCGAGGAGUGGCCAGGAUAGAUGAGAACUACCGGCUCCCUACUUGUAAAGGAUUCUUUAAUAUUUAUCAUCCGCUCGAUCCAGUGGCAUAUAGGCUAGAACCUAUGAUUGUUCCAGAUUUGGACCUGAAAGCAGUUCUCAUUCCACAUCACAAAGGCAGAAAAAGACUUCAUUUAGAGUUGAAAGAAAGUCUCUCUCGUAUGGGAUCUGAUCUGAAGCAGGGUUUUAUUAGCUCUUUGAAAAGUGCUUGGCAGACACUAAAUGAGUUUGCCCGUGCUCAUACCUCUUCAACUCAACUGCAAGAAGAACUGGAGAAGGUAGCCAAUCAAAUCAAAGAGGAAGAAGAAAAGCAAGUGGUUGAAGCAGAAAAGAUUGUUGAAAGUCCAGAUUUUUCCAAAGAUGAAGACUACUUAGGAAAAGUUGGAAUGUUGAACGGAGGCCGCCGGAUUGAUUACGUUCUUCAAGAAAAGCCAAUAGAGAGUUUUAAUGAAUAUCUUUUUGCCCUCCAGAGCCACUUAUGCUAUUGGGAAUCUGAAGAUACUGCCUUGUUAUUACUGAAGGAGAUUUACCGGACGAUGGACGUCAGUCCCGAGCAGCCCCAGCACUGAGCCGCCUCCCGUUCUACCGUGGGAGCUCGUUGUAGCUUUAGUUUUACUUUGUCUUCACAGAAAGUCAGUGUAAUGUGCGUGGCUGAGAAAGUUCCCGGAGGAUGCUCCCAGCAUGCUGCUUCGAUGGGGGCCAGGAUGCUACAACAAGUGCUCAGACUCCAUUCUCAGAUGCAGGACCCAUUUCAAAGGAAAUGCGCAGGACAGUCUAUGCAGGAAGAAAAUGUGAUUAGAAAAAUGACGCCAUGAAAAAGUCUUCAGACCAGUUUAGUUGUGAAAGAUAAGUAUGAUAACAAUGAAGAAAAACUUGUAGCAUGCAGCAGUCACUUCUGUCCCUUCAAUUCUUGUGGGCUAUUAAACUUGCAUUUUUAUUAACAUAGUAUUUUCUUUUUAUUCAGCUACAGGCUUGUUGAGAAUCUAGAUGAUGUACUUUAUAGGGAGUUUUAGUAACAUGCCGAGCAGCCUUCAUUCAUUCCC
This is a messenger RNA of Ochotona princeps (American pika), 3545 nucleotides long. It is a transcript of the gene SEC23IP, whose product is annotated as SEC23 interacting protein. The record is from RefSeq and is a predicted model, not a curated record. Gene Ontology annotation, molecular function: metal ion binding; protein binding. The transcript is spliced from 19 exons. Gene Ontology annotation, cellular component: COPII-coated ER to Golgi transport vesicle. Lineage: Eukaryota; Metazoa; Chordata; Mammalia; Lagomorpha; Ochotonidae. Gene Ontology annotation, biological process: endoplasmic reticulum to Golgi vesicle-mediated transport. Bases 75 to 3071 code for a protein of 998 amino acids.